Messenger RNA from Ochotona princeps (American pika), 1293 nucleotides. RefSeq names its product DDB1- and CUL4-associated factor 12-like protein 2. Bases 1 to 1293 code for a protein of 430 amino acids. The transcript has a single exon. Gene Ontology annotation, cellular component: Cul4-RING E3 ubiquitin ligase complex. Gene Ontology annotation, molecular function: protein binding. The record is from RefSeq and is a predicted model, not a curated record. NCBI's taxonomy places the organism in Eukaryota, Metazoa, Chordata, Mammalia, Lagomorpha, Ochotonidae.
AUGGGGACCGGAAAGGGCCUCCUAGGGUGGGGGCUAGCUACAAGUCGCUCCCUGGUGCACUACCUGCAGGACCGCCAGUUCGGUUUAAAGGGACACAGGGCACAAAGGGGUUUUGAAAGCCAGCUGCACAGCCUUGCAGUGCGGAGUCUGCCCCAAAUGUUGAGGGAGCACCAACUGGACCUGGGAACAUUCAACAAAGUGUUUGCUUCACAGUGGCUGAAUAGCAGGGAGGUGGUGUGUGGCACCAAGUGCAACAAGCUGUUCAGGCUGGACGUGUACUCAGGAAGGAUCACGCACUGCCCCCUGAUGGUGGACAGAGAGCCUGCACGAGCCCGGAGACUGCCUGGCUCUGGCAUCCAUGCCAUUGAGCUGAAUCCCUCCAAGACACUUCUGGCCACAGGGGGCAAGAACCCCAAUAGCCUGGCUGUGUACCAGCUGCCCACCAUGGACCCUGUGUGCCUGGGUGACAUCCAAGGCCAUAAGGACUGGAUCCAUGCCAUCGCCUGGGUGAGUGAAAAUGUGGUGGUGAGCGGUUCCCGUGAUGGCACCCUGGCUUUAUGGCAGUUGGAUCCUGAACUUUUCCAUGAUACCAUUGAUUCGCACAGUAGCAGUGGCAUCCCCGUGUAUGGUCACAUCCAUCCAGUGGAUGUGGUUGAUGUCUCCACAUACAGCCCUCUUUCCAGUCACGACCAAAUCUGUGCCCUUGCCUUCAGCAGCAGAAACCAGGAGCUGGGAUCAGUUUUGCUGGAUGGCUACUUCCACCUCUGGAAACCUCAGAGCAACCUGUCUGGGCUGUUCUCCAUCAGGAUGCCCUACGUUGGAGGGAAUGUGUGCAUGACUUACUGCGAUGAGUUUUCCCUGUAUGCUGUGGCUUCCAAUACCUAUCUCUGUUUCCUAGAUCCACGCCCAUCCCAGCACGAUAUCCAUCACGCGCGCUACAUGGAAAUUGGCACCCAUGUGUGCUCAAUGAGCUACAACAGGGAUAUUAUCACAUUGGGAACAGUGCAUGGCUCCCUGCUCUUCUAUGACGUCCGUGCCCACAAGUUCCUAGGGGACAGCUGUGAGGUCGGCCCGGACUCUCCCCCAGAGUCUGCGAGGAGAAGGCUCAAGCUCACCUGUAACAGGGGCUGGAUCAACCAGCAUACCCUCCAGGAAGACCAGAAUGUGCAUUUGCACCAGAUACAAUUUUCUGUAUACACCCACUGCUACAACUGGCCAGAAAUGAAGCUCUUUGUGGCUGGGGGGCCUACCAUUCCUAAUAUCCAUGGAAACUAUGCUGGGCUAUGGAUCUGA